This is a messenger RNA of Aspergillus pseudoviridinutans, 843 nucleotides long. RefSeq names its product D-aminoacyl-tRNA deacylase. Gene Ontology annotation, biological process: tRNA metabolic process. Gene Ontology annotation, cellular component: cytoplasm. Gene Ontology annotation, molecular function: D-tyrosyl-tRNA(Tyr) deacylase activity. The transcript is spliced from 5 exons. NCBI's taxonomy places the organism in Eukaryota, Fungi, Ascomycota, Eurotiomycetes, Eurotiales, Aspergillaceae. The record is from RefSeq and is a predicted model, not a curated record. The coding region runs from base 1 to 843 and encodes 280 amino acids.
AUGAAUCUCCUGGUGCUUGUCGGAGUUGUCAAGAACCUGGUGAAGGCGGUGAGUUUGGCGGGCAGCAAGCAUAUGUGCGGGAGGGUUAUCGAAGGCGGAGGCGGCGAAACUACUGUUAUCGCCAUCUACUUACUCUACGUGAAUGUCCCUACGCUGAUUCUUUUAUGGGUUGAAUAUUCUACUGCUCUGUAUCAAAGAAAAUUUGAUAAGAGCUUGGUCCUAGGAACUGAUGAUAUCCCUGUUGUGCCUUUUGAACUAGCGGUCAUCCAGAGAGUGAAAUCUGCGUCGGUCACGGUAGACGAGAAACUGGUCUCGUCAAUCGGCCGCGGAUUGCUUGUCCUUGCCGGUGUAGGCAAGGAGGAUACCGAAAAGGACGCAGAUACUCUCAUUCAGCGGAUAUUGAAGGCCAAAUUAUGGCCUGCCGAAGAAGGCGGCCAAUGGAAAAGGAACGUGCAAGACAUUGAGGGAGAGGUGCUCUGUGUAUCACAAUUUACGCUCUACGGUCAAUUGAAGAAAGGCAGCAAACCCGACUUCCACGAUGCAGCCGACGCGGAGACAGCACGGAAACUAUACGAUUACUUCUUCCGCCGGCUGCGCGAAGCGUACAAACCCGACCGGGUCCACAACGGCGUCUUCCAGGCCAUGAUGGAUGUCGAACUGAAGAAUGAUGGGCCGGUGGGUGUAGAUUACCGCAGUGAGGAUGCGGCGGUCACAAUCGAGAUCAACACCAAACUGGCGAAGGAGAAAAAGCCCGGGGAGGGACAGAAUAAGCCGCAAGGCGAACGGAAAGACGGGGAGACGCAAACCAUUGAGUUUGAACUACCAGCAUCACUGCUGGAAUAA